Molecule: messenger RNA, 852 nt
Organism: Plasmodium gallinaceum
Lineage: Eukaryota; Apicomplexa; Aconoidasida; Haemosporida; Plasmodiidae
Product: conserved Plasmodium protein, unknown function
Exons: 1
Coding region: 1-852 (283 amino acids)
Source: RefSeq, a predicted model, not a curated record
AUGGAUGAACAAAUAAAAUUUCUAUUAAGAAAUAUUAAAAAUAAUUUAAUAGAAAAAAUUCUACUACCAAAAGAAAAUAUAGAUGUAAAAUAUGCAAUAAAUAUAAUAAAAAUUAUAAUAAAAAAGCAUAUUGAAUUAAAUAAUAAUUUUUUAGAAUUAUUUAAAAAAUUAGAUGAAAACUUGGGAAAUUUAAAUUAUACAGUUUUUAAUUCUAAAAUAACAAAAAGUAAUAAUUGUCAUGUUUUAAGCAAAGAUGAAUUUUUAAAAAAAAAAAAAGAAGAGAAAAUUUUGAAAGAUAAAUUAUGUAAUGUUGAAAAUAUAAUUAAAAAUAUAACAACAACAUUUUUGGAUUCAUAUGAUAACAUCAAGAAAAUAAAAGAAUUAUAUCUAUUCUUUUAUAUGUUUAUUUUUAAAUUUUCUUUUGAUAAAAUUAUGUUUAAAAAUUAUAUAUAUGGUAAUAAUGACAUCAAUAGUAACAAUAAAUUAACAAAAAUAAGUGACAACAUUAAUGCCUUUAUUUCGUUAAAUAAAAUUAGCGAAUAUGAAUUUAUAUGUUAUAUAUCAAAAAUUAAAUUUCUAACUAAAUUUUAUUCAAAUAAGGAUAUAAAUAAAUUUAUAAAAAUUUGUCUUUAUAAUAAUUUUAAUUUUAAUUUUUUAAAAGAAAUUAAAGUUUUUUUUUUCUUAACUACUAUUAUAUAUUAUAUUGAAAAUGAUAUAAAACUAAAAAUAAAAAUUAAUAAUUUAAUAAUUAAUAAUAUGUAUACACAUAUAAUAAACAUAAAAAAAUAUAUUUUAAUUCUUUCUUAUAAUCCAUAUAUAAGUAAGAUGAAAAAAAUAUCAAAUAUAUUUUAA